AUGCCAAACUCGAAUUGGGUUUUCAGGUCCAAACUGAGCGAACGGUAUUGGCGCAUCGUAGACAUUUUGGACCUGUACGUGUGCAAAAGAUGCUGUGGCCAGAAAAAACUGGAAUUUGUCAUGCGAUUAUUGUCCAUCCGCCUGCGGUCACAACCCCUGGUGCUGGUAAAUGGUAUCGGACCAAUGGCAAACAAGCUUAUCAACAUAUCCAUAUCUCAGUUAAACACAAUGCUGUAUUUGAAUGGCUUCCUCAAGAAACCAUGUUAUUUGAUGGUGCCAAUGCUCACUCAGAAACCUUGA
This is a messenger RNA of Oppiella nova, 300 nucleotides long. The record is from the annotation of a GenBank genome assembly. NCBI's taxonomy places the organism in Eukaryota, Metazoa, Arthropoda, Arachnida, Sarcoptiformes, Oppiidae.